AUGGAGAUUAACGUUCCAAACUUGAAUGUGGAAGAGCUGGCGGCGUACGCUGCUGCCAAGAACCAGGCAGGAGUAUCAGAUGAAGAGAUCCUGCGCGAAAUUACACAAAUGCUUAGAGAGGACGGAUGGAAGGAGGUAGCAAUUAGGCCAACGAUUAAAGCGGUCGCCAAACGAUCGGCCGUCGUGGGAGGAAAGGGCUCACCAAGGCAAGGAGGCUCGCCGAAGGCCAACCAGGAUGCCAUGGCCCAGAUGAUGGAGCUGAUGAAUCGGUUAACAGCCCAGAACCAGGUGCUAACGGAACGGCUCGUGGCACUCGAGCGUAACCAAGCUGAGGGGCGUUCAGAGUCGUCCUAUAGAGCCUUCACGCCUCCCCCAGCAGCAGCCGCAAUCGCCGAGCCAGCUGCGCGCAGGAACAAGUUCCCGCACCCAGAACUAUUUGAUGGAGAUCGAACGAAGAACUUCAAGCCUCGCUCAGAUCGAGCAAUACAGAACCAGAGUAAACGCCACAUUGAAGACCUCUGGAGCUUUAUGGACCAGCAGUUUGACGACCCACACUAG
This is a messenger RNA of Exserohilum turcica Et28A, 558 nucleotides long. RefSeq lists its product as uncharacterized. NCBI's taxonomy places the organism in Eukaryota, Fungi, Ascomycota, Dothideomycetes, Pleosporales, Pleosporaceae. The record is from RefSeq and is a predicted model, not a curated record. The coding region runs from base 1 to 558 and encodes 185 amino acids. The transcript is spliced from 3 exons.